AUGAUGGACGAUCAUGAUUCCGAUGAUUAUGAUGAUAAUGGAUCCGAAUAUGAAAAUGUUCCCGAUCAAAUUCAAGAAUUUAUUCUCAAUUUAAGAAAAUCUAUUGUUGAUCGAAAUGUUUAUGAGAUUCAAGCUCUUUAUGAAAAUAAUUUCAAUAAAUUGACCGAAAUGUAUUAUAAAAGUGAACCAUGGCCAAGUGAAAAUGCUGUCAGAAUGAUCAUCGAUUCAAAUGAUAAGGAUGAUUUCAUUUUUCUCAUUCUUUACAAAGAUCUUUAUUUUCGUCAUUAUUAUUCAUUGGAUGCCGAAGUACCGACCGAAAUUCGAUUGAAAUCAUUUUUUAAUUAUUGUGAAUUAUUCAAUUAUAUUCUUUCGAAAAACACUGAACCAUUGGAAUUGCCCAAUCAAUGGCUUUGGGAUAUAAUCGAUGAAUUUAUCUAUCAAUUUCAAUCGUUUACAGCUUUCAAAGCUAAAGCGGCCGAAUUAUCACCAGAAGAUAAGGAAAACAUUAACAAACCGAAUGUUUGGAAUGUUCAUGCCGUAUUGAAUGUUCUUUAUUCAUUGGUGGAUAAAUCAAACAUUAAUCAACAGCUUCGUGAAUUUAAUAAUGGACGUGAUCCGGAUCUUGUUGCUGGUGAAUAUGGUCGUCUGAUUUUUUACAAAAUGCUUGGCUAUUUUAGUUUGAUUGGCUUACUAAGACUUCAUUGUAUGCUUGGUGAUUAUUAUUUGGCCAUUAAAGUUUUGGAAAAUAUUGAUUUAAAUCGUCAACAAUUGCAAAGUAUGGCUAUAUCACGUGUAUUGGCUUGUCAAGUGACAACAUUCUAUUAUGUUGGUUUUGCCUACAUGAUGAUGCGUCGAUAUUCCGAUGCUAUUCGUACGUUUUCAAAUAUUUUGGUCUAUAUGCAACGUACAAAACCGAUUUAUAAUUAUCGAACAUUUCAAAUGGAAAUGAUUGAAAAACAAACUGAUCGUAUCUAUCGAUUAUUGGCCAUUUGUUUAGCAUUACAUCCACAACGUAUUGAUGAAAGCAUUAUGAAUCAGGUGGAGGAAAAGAUGCACGAUUCAUUCAUUAAAUUACGUUCUGGAGAUAUUAAAGAAUUCAAAAAUGUUUUUAAACAAUCAUGUCCAAAGAUUGUAUCAUUUAUGGCUAAUAAUAUUUCGUAUCGACAUCAGAUAAAAAUUUUCCUGGAAGAAGUAGAACAGCAACAAAAAUUAUUGGAAAUACGUAGUCUAUUAAAAUUUUAUACAACAAUGACUAUUGAAAAAUUGGCAAGCAUCAUUGAAAUACCUGCGGAAGAAUUGAAUCGUUAUCUUCUUUGUUUCAAACAUAAAAUGCAAAAUUAUUCAUCAUCAUCAAAACAAUUGGAUGAAUUUCAAUCCGGUUCAGAUGUUGAUUUCUAUAUUGAUAAGGACAUGAUUCAUAUUGCUGACACAAAGGUGGCACCACGUUAUGGUGAUUAUUUUCUACGACAAAUUUAUCGUUUUGAUGAAUUAAAUCGAGUCGUUAGCAGCAUUGUGGUUUGAUGACACAACACAACCAUUAAUUUCAUUAUUUGUGACAUGAUCAAUCGGAA
Dermatophagoides farinae (American house dust mite) is the source of this 1571-nucleotide messenger RNA. It is a transcript of the gene eIF3l, whose product is annotated as eukaryotic translation initiation factor 3 subunit l. NCBI's taxonomy places the organism in Eukaryota, Metazoa, Arthropoda, Arachnida, Sarcoptiformes, Pyroglyphidae. The record is from RefSeq and is a predicted model, not a curated record. Gene Ontology annotation, molecular function: translation initiation factor activity. Gene Ontology annotation, biological process: translational initiation. Gene Ontology annotation, cellular component: eukaryotic translation initiation factor 3 complex; cytoplasm.